AUGGGGAAAGGCUUCGGGUUCACAUCCAGAGGCCUCCCCGAGGACACCAGGAACAGGACUGCCCAUGAUUCAGGAGACCUCAGUAUGAACAACAUCAGUCAGCUGCCCCCGAAUCCCCUGCACAGCCUUCGCUUCCUAGAGGAGCUACGUCUUGCCGGGAACGCUUUGACAUACAUUCCCAAGGGAGCAUUCACUGGCCUUUACAGUCUUAAAGUUCUUAUGCUGCAGAACAAUCAGCUAAGACAGGUUCCCACAGAAGCUCUACAGAAUUUGCGAAGCCUUCAAUCCCUGCGUCUGGAUGCUAAUCACAUCAGCUACGUGCCCUCCAGCUGUUUCAGUGGCCUGCAUUCCCUGAGACACCUGUGGCUGGAUGACAACGCUUUGACAGAAAUCCCCGUCCAGGCCUUCAGAAGUUUAUCAGCAUUGCAAGCCAUGACCUUGGCGCUGAACAAAAUACACCACAUACCAGACUAUGCCUUUGGAAAUCUCUCCAGCUUGGUAGUUCUGCAUCUCCAUAACAAUAGAAUCCACUCCCUGGGAAAGAAAUGUUUUGAUGGGCUCCACAGCCUAGAGACUUUAGAUUUAAAUUAUAAUAACCUUGAUGAAUUUCCCACUGCAAUCAGGACACUCUCCAACCUUAAGGAACUAGGAUUCCACAGCAAUAAUAUCAGGUCAAUCCCUGAGAAAGCAUUUGUAGGCAACCCUUCUCUUAUCACAAUACAUUUCUAUGACAACCCCAUCCAGUUUGUUGGAAGAUCUGCUUUUCAACAUUUACCUGAACUAAGGACACUGACGUUGAAUGGUGCCUCACAGAUAACUGAAUUCCCUGAUCUAACCGGCACUGCAAACCUGGAGAGCCUGACUUUAACUGGAGCACAGAUUUCAUCUCUUCCUCAAACCGUCUGCGAUCAGUUACCUAAUCUCCAAGUGCUAGAUCUGUCUUACAACCUACUAGAAGAUUUACCCAGUUUUUCACUCUGCCAAAAACUUCAGAAAAUUGACCUACGACAUAAUGAGAUCCAUGAAAUCAAAGUGGAUGCUUUCCAGCAGUUGCUUAGCCUCCGAUCUCUGAAUCUAGCUUGGAACAAAAUUGCCAUUAUUCACCCCAGUGCAUUUUCCACUUUGCCAUCCCUAAUGAAGCUGGACCUAUCGUCCAACCUCCUGUCGUCUUUUCCUGUAACUGGGUUACAUGGUUUAACUCACUUAAAAUUAACAGGAAAUCAUGCCUUACAGAGCUUGAUAUCAUCUGAAAACUUUCCAGAACUCAAGGUUAUAGAAAUGCCUUAUGCUUACCAGUGCUGUGCAUUUGGAGUGUGUGAGAACAUCUAUAAAAUUUCCAAUCAAUGGAAUAAAGGUGACAACAGCAGUAUGGAUGACCUGCAUAAGAAAGAUACUGGGAUGUUUCAGUUUCAAGAUGAGCGUGACCUUGAAGAUUUCCUGCUCGACAUUGAGGAAGACCUGAAAGCCCUUCAUUCAGUGCAAUGUUCGCCUUCCCCAGGCCCCUUCAAGCCUUGUGAACACCUGUUUGGUAGCUGGCUGAUCAGAAUCGGAGUAUGGAUCAUAGCAGUGCUGGCACUGACUUGCAAUGCUUUGGUGACUUCAACAGUGUUCCGAUCCCCUGUGUACAUUUCCUCCAUAAAACUGUUAAUUGGGGUCAUCGCCAUGGCCAACUUCCUCAUGGGGGUCCCCAGUGCCAUGCUGGCUGGCGUUGAUGCCUUCACUUUUGGCAGCUUUGCACAACAUGGUGCAUGGUGGGAGAAUGGGGUCAGUUGCCAAGUCGUUGGCUUUUUGUCCAUUUUUGCUUCAGAAUCAUCUGUUUUCUUGCUUACUCUGGCAGCCCUGGAGCGAGGGUUCUCUAUAAAAUGUUCUGCAAAAUUUGAGACCAAAACUCUCUUUGCCAGCCUGAAAGCAAUCAUUUUGCUCUGCGCUCUGCUGGCCCUGACCAUCGCUGUGGUUCCCCUGCUGGGCGGCAGCGAGUACAGUGCUUCUCCGCUCUGCCUGCCCCUGCCCUUCGGGGAGCCCAGCACCACUGGCUACAUGGUUGCGCUUGUCUUGCUCAAUUCCCUUUGUUUCCUUGUGAUGACCAUCGCCUACACUAAGCUGUACUGCAAUCUGGAAAAGGGAGACCUGGAGAAUAUUUGGGACUGUGCCAUGGUGAAGCACAUCGCCCUGUUGCUCUUCACCAACUGCAUCCUUUACUGCCCUGUGGCUUUCCUGUCCUUCUCCUCUUUACUAAACCUCACGUUUAUCAGUCCUGAAGUGAUUAAGUUUAUCCUUCUGGUGACUGUCCCACUUCCUGCAUGUCUCAAUCCCCUUCUCUACAUCCUCUUCAACCCCCAUUUUAAGGAGGAUCUGGGGAGCCUAGGAAAGCAAACCCACUUCUGGACAAGAUCAAAACACUCAAGCCUGAUGUCUAUUAACUCUGACGAUGUUGAGAAACAGUCCUGUGACUCCACGCAAGCCUUGGUAACCUUCACCAGUGCCAGCAUAGCUUACGACCUGCCUUCCAACUCCAUAUCAUCACCAGCGUAUCCAAUGACCGAAAGCUGUCAUCUUUCAUCUGUAGCAUUUGUCCCAUGUCUCUAAUUAAUGUGUCAGAGAAAAUGUUUUCAACAGUUGAAAACAUGAAAAUUUGAGAUUGGGUACAUCAGAGUAGUAACUAAGAAGAACUGAGUUAAAACUUGGUUAAAAACCAAACACACAAACAAACACCUCUCAGCGUGAAAAAUCCAAAACCUUACUGAUACUUGAGAGUGAACUAUAAGUCUAAAUGCUGCUUGUAUAGUUUUUCCAGCUAAGGGAUAGGUCAGUCACAGACCGAAAAGCAAAUUGCAAAGUUGUUCAAAAAAGAUUCUCCCUGAAUUUUUGCAUUAUCUUUAAAUUCACUAAUGUAACCUGUGGGGGAAGGGGUGUCGUGUUUACAAAAUGGGUUAAUUUAGACCCCAAAACUCCUUAAAAGAUUAUUGGAGGUAUUAGGAAAAUAAGGAUUUUAAAUGGCCUAUAUUCAAAGUGAAGGUUUUGACCCAUACAGCUCUUUAAUGACAACAUGAAGAUGUUUUCAUCCUCCUUUUCCUUUCCCCAGAGAGGAUUCUCAUAAGUCACCAAUCCCUUGGGUGGACAAUGUAAAGCAUAAUUAACCUACUCAUAGUCAGAUCAUUUUUGGAGAUAAUAAGGUUUUAUGAUCAGUUCGAACUGUGCCACCUUCAGUGGAAUAAAAUUGCUUACAAAUAUUUUGAAAGGAAAAUUGACCAAAAUUCUUAUAUUGUUACUAAAGUAAUCAUGUACAUGUGAAGUUUUCUUCUUUCAUUCAUUUUUAACUUCUGGUGUUCAAAGCUUAGAAAGAACGUCCAUUGCUGGCAAUGGAUGUACCUAGAAAAGAUAAUAAGCCACCUGGGAUUAUUUUGUUUUGUUUUUCCUGGUUGAGUGCAAAUUUUUUGCAGAAGGUUUUAUUAUUUGGUUCAAACCAAUGUACAUCUUAAGAUAAUGAUAAAAUGCAAACACAGCAUAGAUUCCGUCCACUGACGUAGGUUCUCACACACAUUUCUCUAGAGCUCUCUCUAGCAACCAUGUUUGACACUACUUUGGACUCAACAAAGACUCAGUAACAUAUAAUCUUGUUUAUUUAGCUUGGUUUUAGCUGUGUUCUUUCUGGAUCAACCCACUUGAUGUCAGGAUCAUUACUUUGCUGCUUAUUCCAUGUUAACACAUGUGUUAGGUAUUUUAAGAGGCAAAUUAUUAAAUAUUAAGAAUCAAAGGAUUGUCUUAACUUCAAUUAUUCUAUAUUAGCUUAAAUUCAAUACAUCGAAACCAAAAGGCUGUUAGGUAGAUUUAUUUUUGUAUAAGCAUGUUUAUUUUGAUCAGAUGUUUUAACUUGGAAUUGAAAAAAAUACAUUUAUGAGAUGUUUUAUAAGAUGUGUAAAUAUAAAACUGUAUUUAUUACUACAGUAAAGAUUCAGUAACAUAAAGGACCAUGAUAAUAAGCCAUGUACAGUGGCAUAUGCUUCCAUAUAUAUUGUACUUCUCUGCCCAUUUUCUUUAAAUUCAUUAACUGUAUAUAAUGUAUGUAAAUACAUAGUACUUGUAAAUAGAUUCCAAAUUUGCUUUUCUAGUCAAUACAAAAUAAAUUUGUAAUAA
Molecule: messenger RNA, 4134 nt
Organism: Tupaia belangeri chinensis (Chinese tree shrew)
Lineage: Eukaryota; Metazoa; Chordata; Mammalia; Scandentia; Tupaiidae
Gene: LGR5
Product: leucine rich repeat containing G protein-coupled receptor 5
Exons: 18
Coding region: 1-2586 (861 amino acids)
Biological process (GO): adenylate cyclase-activating G protein-coupled receptor signaling pathway; hormone-mediated signaling pathway; activation of adenylate cyclase activity
Cellular component (GO): plasma membrane
Molecular function (GO): protein binding; G protein-coupled peptide receptor activity; protein-hormone receptor activity
Source: RefSeq, a predicted model, not a curated record